ACGUAUACGUAAGGUCUGUCAAACGAAAUACACAGUUUAUUAUUUGGUAAUGACGACAGAGGAGGCAUUCCCACCGAUUAUUAAGUUCCAGGCAGACGACACGACAGCAUUUCUUCGCGCUGCUCGGUCUGGGAACCUUGAAAAAGUGAUCGAAUUCCUCGAUACCGAUUUAGAUAUUAAUACAGCUAAUUCGAAUGGUUUAAAUGCUUUACAUUUAGCAUCGAAAGAUGGACGUGUUGAAAUAGUAACAGAAUUGUUAAAAAGGGGUGCUAAAGUCGACGCAGCCACAAAGAAAGGGAACACUGCGUUGCACAUAGCUUCGCUCGCUGGUCAGUCAGAAAUAGCAAAUAUCCUUAUUCAAUAUGGUGCGGCGGUUAAUAUCCAAUCUCAAAAUGGUUUUACACCUUUGUACAUGGCUGCCCAAGAAAAUCACGAUCAAGUCGUUAAGUUGCUGCUCAGUAAUGGAGCUAAUCAAAGUCUCGCUACGGAGGACGGAUUUACACCUCUCGCUGUGGCAAUGCAACAAGGACAUGACAAAGUUGUCAGCGUUCUUUUAGAAAACGAUUCUAAAGGAAAAGUUCGACUACCAGCACUUCAUAUCGCGGCGAAGAAAGAUGACUGUAAAGCUGCAGAUCUAUUGUUACAGAACGAUCACAAACCCGAUGUCACGUCGAAAAGUGGUUUCACACCUUUACAUAUUGCCGCCCAUUAUGGAAACGAGGAGAUAGCUCGUUUGUUAAUAAAACGCGGAGCUGAUGUGAAUUACUUAGCGAAGCAUAAUAUAAGCCCUUUACACGUAGCGGCGAAAUGGGGUAAAAACAACAUGGUUAAAGUAUUAUUAGAAAAUUCUGCGCAAAUCGAUGCUAAAACUAGGGAUGGUUUAACGCCGCUCCACUGUGCAGCAAGAUCUGGUCAUGAACAAGUGAUUACCACACUUCUCGAACAGUCUGCACCUAUUAGUGCACGAACGAAAAAUGGACUUGCCCCGCUGCAUAUGGCGUCGCAAGGAGAUCAUGUGGAUGCAGCGAGAGUAUUGUUGUAUCAUCGAGCGCCAGUAGACGAAGUCACGAUCGAUUAUUUAACAUCUCUUCAUGUUGCCGCACACUGCGGUCAUGUUAGAGUUGCCAAACUGCUUCUCGACCGAAAAGCUGACCCAAAUGCACGCGCUUUAAAUGGCUUCACACCGUUGCAUAUCGCUUGCAAGAAGAAUCGAAUAAAAGUCGUUGAGCUCUUGUUAAAACACGGAGCAUCUAUCGAAUCCACCACCGAGUCUGGACUAACUCCCUUACAUGUGGCCAGUUUUAUGGGAUGUAUGAAUAUCGUGAUAUUUCUACUGCAACACGAAGCCAAUCCUGAUGUGCCAACUGUUAGGGGUGAAACACCUCUGCAUUUGGCAGCUAGAGCUAAUCAGACAGACAUUAUUCGAAUUUUAUUACGAAACGGAGCCAAAGUUGAUGCUCGUGCAAGGGAACAGCAAACACCGCUUCAUAUUGCAUCACGAUUAGGAAAUAUUGACAUUGUUAUGUUACUUCUGCAACAUGGUGCUGCUGUUGAUACCACUACGAAAGAUAUGUACACAGCAUUGCAUAUUGCAGCAAAGGAAGGGCAAGAGGAGGUGGCAACUAUUCUUGUGGAAAACAAUGCUUCUCUUAAAGCUACAACUAAGAACGGUUUUACUCCGUUACAUAUCGCUGCUAAAUAUGGUAAUAUGAGCGUUGCGAAGAUACUUUUGCAAAGGUAUAGCAAGCUGGAUGCUCAAGGAAAGAAUGAUAUUUCUUCUUUGCAUUUGGCUUGCCACUAUGAUCAUCCAAAUGUUGCGAAUCUUUUGUUAGAAAAAGGAGCAUCUCCCCAUUUAGCUUCGCAAAAUGGACAUACUCCUCUACACAUUGCUGCUCGCAAAAAUCAGAUGGAUAUUGCUUCGACUCUCUUGGAGAAUGGAGCAAACGCAAAUGCCGAAUCUAAAGCAGGAUUUACACCUCUGCAUUUGAGUGCACAGAAAGGACACUACGAUAUGACGAAUUUGUUAAUCGAACACGGAGCUGAUCCGAAUCACAAGUCAAAGAAUGGUCUCACCGCGUUGCACCUAUGUGCUCAAGAAGAUUUCACCAAAGUGGCUUAUAUUCUUGUUAAAAAUGGCGCGAACGUAGAAAGUCAUACUGAAACUGGUUAUCGACCGAUACACGUUGCCGCACAUUUUGGAAAUCUCUCGAUGAUUCGGUUUCUUUUAAAACAUAGCGCAAGCAUCGAUGUAAAAACUAAUCAAAAUUAUACACCACUUCAUCAGGCUGCACAACAAGGCCAUGCCAAUAUUGUUACUGCUUUGUUAGAAGGAAAUGCCUCUCACAAGGCACGAACCGCUGACGGCUUGACUGCGUUAAACAUAGCUCAAAAAUUGGGAUACAUAUCUGUUAUGGAAGUACUGAAAGGGCUAUCUUACGAUACGUUGGCACCUGAUAAUAAAAAUUGGGAUGAAAAGUACAAAGUCAUAGCACCUGAAAGUUUACAAGAAACUAACUUUAUGUCUGACUCCGAUGAUGAAGGAGGUUCAGAUGCAAUGAUCAGUGAACAACCGUAUCGAUAUCUUACGGCAGACUUGAUGAAAAGUUUAAGAGAUGAUUCUCUACCUAUUGACGUUACACGGGAUGAUCCAAUACAUAGACAAGUCACAAAAGAAGAGAAACAAGAGUUCACACAAAGCAAUAAUUAUUGUUUAGCAGAAAACUUUGAUACCGACGGAUUCAAUUUGGGCCGACUUCAUUUCAGAUCAUUUUUAGUGAGUUUCUUGGUGGAUGCACGUGGAGGUGCUAUGAAAGGAUGUAGGCAUAGCGGUGUACGUAUUAUUGUACCGCCACGAAGAGCGACAAUGCCAAUUCGUGUCACGUGCAGAUUGAUAAAACCUAACAAAGUGGCGAAUCCUCCUCCACUAAUGGAGGGAGAGGCUUUAGCGACGCGUAUUAUAGAAAUGGGACCAGUUGGUGCAACGUUUUUGGGGCCUGUUUUAAUCGAUAUACCACAUUUCGCAUCUAUCCGAGGCAAGGAGAGGGAAAUCAUUAUUCUCAGGAGUGAAAAUGGAGAAACUUGGAAAGAGCACGAUAAUUCUGCCGAUAACGAUACCACUUUAUUAAAUACUCCACUCGAUCCUCUAAUGAGCGCUGCUCAUUCUGGCAGAAUCACUCGUAUAAUAACAACAGAUUUUCCACAAUACUUUGCAAUUAUCACGAGGAUUAAACAGGAGGUUCAUGUGAUCGGUGCUGAGGGUGGAAUUUUAACAUCAAGCGUAGCUAACGACGUUCAAGCAGUUUUCCCGCCAGGAGCGUUAACGAAGAAGAUUAAAGUUGGAUUGCAGGCUCACGUAAUUCCGGCAGAACUUACAGCAAAAUUGCUAGGCAAUUGUGUUGCCGUUUCUCCUGUAAUAACAAUCGAACCAAGAAGACGAAAGUUUCAUAAGCCGAUUACUCUUACAAUACCUGUGCCACAAGCUGCGAAUAAAGGAAUGAUCAAUCAAUAUGGGGGCGAAACGCCAACGUUACGCCUUUUAUGUAGUAUUGCAGGAGGUACUAGUGAAUCGCAAUGGGAAGAUGUUACCGGCUCGACACCAUUAACUUUUAUGAACGACACAGUGUCCUUUACUACAACCGUUUCUGCCCGAUUUUGGCUAAUGGAUUGCCGUAAUAUAGGCGCAGUACCAAAAAUGGCUACUGAAUUGUACGAAGAAUCCUUAUUUGUGCCAUAUAUUACGAAUUUUGUAAUAUAUUCCAAACGAAUGGAUAUGCUUGAAGCAACAUUAAGGAUAUUGUGUAUGACCGACGGAAAGGAGGGAAUGCAUACCUUGGAGAAGCAAGAGGAAUUUGUCGAAAUUGUAAAAAGCCGAGAUGUUGAAGCGCUCGAUGGGAAAGAUCUUUAUAUAGAGUUCAGUGGAAAUUUAGUACCUGUAACGAAAUCGGGUGUACAAUUGAAGUUCACCUUCAAAGCUUUUCGUCAAAAUCGUUUAUCGUUUCACGUUAAAGUGAAAGAUCCGUUGUUAGAUCCGGUCGCUAGAAUGCUGUUCAUGCGAGAACCGAAAGUCGCUAAAGGAGAACCGCCUCAACAGCCGAUUUGCAUACUAAAUAUCGUUCUUCCAGAAAUGACAGCAAAGAUUGAAAUAGAGAAGAAAAUGAAAGACUACGAGGAUUCGAAUAUUAUUAAACAGAAACUGGAUUCUUACGAUAUUUCACCGUCGGAAAAGAAAUUUAUUACAGACACCUUGCAAAAGGAACGAACAGAUGCUGUCACUACCCACGAAUCCCUUGCGCAAAAAGCGGCUUGUUCCCUAGAAUCUGUAGAUGCUAGUUAUCCCAAUAAAGUAGUCGAGCAAGAGCAGGAUUUGUCACCAAGCGUUGAGAGGCAAACCUAUUCGGAGAAGAGGAAAUUCUGGGAGGAUAUCUCGAAGAAGCGGGAAAGUUAUCAGCGUUCGGAAUCGGAGAUAUCGAGAACGUCACAGUUAACGAUCAAUGAAAGCGACAGCGGAGAGUAUGUGCAGAACAUCGUCACAGAGGACACGGCGGAAAUUGUUCAGGAAGUUGAGAAGUCGGAAACGAUGGAAGAUUUGAAUGUGCCUGAUAUCUCGGAGUGUUCGGUAGCGGAGAAAGCUCAAUACUUUGAAGAACAGAUACAGAAAGAGAUAAUAAUGAAACCAGCGACUAAGGUACAGGAAUCGUUGAAAUCCGAGAAAGAGAAGACAGCGAGGACUAGAAUUUCCGAGACAGAAGAGAAGUAUGUAACUGAAUUGCAAGAAAUUGAAAAGAUGGACGAAGCGAAAGAAGUUAUUGGGACGGAAAUGAGAGAAGGAAAGGAGGUUGAAAGGAAAGAAAUAAGGAAAUUGAGUUCCGAAGAUGAGAAAGAUAAAGAUGAGAAAGAUAUAGAUGAGAGUAAAGAAAUUCAGAAAGAAGCGAGUGAUGCAGCUGUUGUCGAUGAUACUAAAGACAAAUUGAGCAAGGGAAGAGGAGACGAUUACGCGAAAUCUGGCGAAAUCAUGACGGAGAAAAUUGAUAAACCGGAGAAAUUCGAAGAAGAUAUUGAAAAGAUUAGCGCACAACCUGCGGAAGCUGCUGAAAAAAUUACAAGUAAAGUGAAAGACGAGUCGCAAUACAAAAAGAAGACUGUGGAGAAAAUAAUAGAAUCAACAAUGCGUAUUGAAGAAAGAUCAAUUGACACGAUUAAACAAGUAGACGAUACACAGGUAAAGGAAAGAAAGGUUUUGGAAGAAAGUUCUACAGUGGUGAUAAAAGAAACGAGUGAAGAAGUGCGCGUACAAGAUGUUGUAAAAGAUGUAAAGACAAAACAGGAAGACUCACAAGAGAUGGCCAAGGAUGUAAAGGGAAAGCAUAAGGCUGUUCAAGAAAUUACGGAAGUGAGUACGCAACAAGAAAGGAUAGAGAAAAGAAGUGUAAAAGAAACAACAGCAACGGAAGUGCAAGAAAAGGAAGUAAAGAAAUCAGCCGCAGAAACAACUAUAAAGAAGGGUGAAGAAGAGGAGAAACUAGAAGAGCAAAAAUCUGUUCAUGUAAUAACUGCAAGAAAAGAAAGUGUAGAAGAAAAAGAAAAGGAUGUGCAAGAAUCUGUUGUGAAAGUACAUGCACAAGAAGAAAGUGUAAGAGAAGAUACAAUGAAGGAAGAAGAGAGAAAGGAAGAGAAGGAGGAGAAGGAGGAGAAGGAGAAGGAGGAGGAGAAGGAGAAGGAGGAGAAGGAGAAGGAGGAAAAGGAGAAGCAGAAGGAGAUAGAGAAGCAGAAGGAGAUAGAGAAGCAGAAGGAGAUAGAAAAGCAGAAGGAGUUAGAGAAGCAGAAGGAAAUAGAAAAGCAGAAGGAAAUAGAGAAGCAGAAGGAGAUAGAGAAGCAGAAGGAGAUAGAAAAGCAGAAGGAGAUAGAGAAGCAGAAGGAAAUAGAGAAGCAGAAGGAGAUAGAGAAGCAGAAGGAGAUAGAAAAGCAGAAGGAGAUAGAGAAACAGAAGGAAAUAGAAAAGCAGAAGGAGUUAGAGAAGCAAAAGGAUGCGCAAGAUGGUAUUCCUGAAGGAAUAAAGGAAGAGCGAACACAGCAAGCUGUUACAAGUGUGAUCACAAUGCAAGGAACAGGUAAAACGCCGGAGAGAAAAAUUGAAGAUAUUAUUAAGGAAAAGUCAGGUGGAAGGCGUAUAAUAACAGAAGAGACUACUAUUAUAUACAAAGUACAGAAGGAUGGAACAUUGGUACAAGAACAAGUACUAAAAUCUGUUCAAGUAGAGGGAGGAAGUGAUGCUUUAGGUGCACUAGCUCAGCUUCCUAAAAGUACGAUUGAAACAAAAAUAUAUGAACAGACUAUUUCUGAAGGAUUGCACGAGAUACAGUCUAUUGGAGAUGUUAAAUCUAAAAUUACUUUCUCAGCAGACGUGAAAAAGGAAAUGGAAAAGUUUUUUGAAAAAGACGGAAAGGGAAUUGAAGAUACGGAUAAGAUUAAGGAAGAAGUAACACUGGUUGAACACGAACAAUUGGCGCAAAUACCUUCGAUUUUGGACUCAGUUACGAAAGAAGGUGCAGAAAUUCUAGAAGAGAGAAAGGAAGAUGCGAAAGAAAAAGGAGUUACAUUUGACAAAAAAGCAGUAAGUGAAAUAGAAACGAAACCUGUAAAGAAAGAAUUUGAAUCGCGUAUUCCUAUUUCCACAGUAAAGAUGGAGAAAGAUAAAAUUCAAAAAGAAACGAAACCUAAAACCGGCAUAGAAGUAAAGCAGCUUCCAAGCAAACCCGAAGAUAACAAGGAAUUUACUGUAGAAGAACAAGAUAUUUCACCGACAGGUAAAAAGAAAGAAUUUGAGUCUCGAAUUCCUAAGCGCGUUACAGAUGUUAAGCCAACGUCUUUUAGUCAACGUUCUCUAGAACAGGCUAUAAGCAGCAGCGAAGGUGUUGAAACAGAUCACGACAAGCUGGCCGAUGAUUUAACGCGUAAAUUUGAAAAUCUAAUGAGGGAAACAACGAGACAGCUAACGAUGAUAGGUAAAACAGAUCAACAUUCGAUCGAUUCAUCAAGUCAAAGAGACAGUAUAAGCAUCAGCGAAGAUCAAACUACAGACCAGGAAUUAUCUCUAAACGAGAAAGAAGGAAGUGUUUGUUUGUCGUCGUCGCAAGUUAAACUACACGACAGGGACAUUACUAUGAGCCCUAGCAGUAUGUCCGAGCAAACAGAUUUCGAAGAAACUAUCGACGUUGAUACAAAUGAAUUGGAGGGCUUAUCAAAACCAACUUUAAGCCUACAAUUCGAGAAACAACGAUCGGACAAAUCGAGCAGCCAAAUGGAAUUGCAGGGAGACAUACAUAGCGAUGUGAGUUUCCCCCACGAGAAGAUUGUAUCUGAAAUUUCAGGUGCUAGAGUUUUGGAAAUUCUUGAACCUGGUAUGGACAGUCAGUCUAGAGAAGAUUCCGUUGAUGUGCCUUCUUUGGAAAUGGACGAGUAUAAAAUAUCCGAGCAAACCAGCAGGGGAAUACCAUCCUUAUAUGAAAGCGCGGGAACGGAUUGGUUCGAUAAGGUGGUUCAAGAAUUGGAUAUAACGAUCAGUCCUAGUACUGUAUCGGAAGACACGAAUAUAGAUUACUCUUUGGUACAAGAGCCUUCUCUUCCCAUCACGGCGCAAAAGGAACACGAAGUGGUAAGCACGAAAAGAGCGGAUAGUUUUGAAAUUGAAAGUCCUCCGUUGGUUUCCCCGAAACAGAAACUGCACGAUCUUGAAAUUAAACCGGUUAAUUGGAUGAUCGGCGAUGAGAAAAUUGAAAUAUCCGAGGUAUUGCAACCAUCGCAGAUCUUCAAUCAAGAAUUAGAAGCAUACGAAUCAAUGCAGAAAAAGGAACGAUUAACUUCGUUAGACGAGUCUACCAAUCGUGAACAGGAAGCAGGUAUCAAAUCGUCCGAAGGUAUUAGUAUGAUAAAAUCGACGAAGGAGACAGUUGAAGAUCAUCGCACUCCGACUCUUGAGAAACCCAUGAAAUUUACCGUAAUUCCUGUUAGCGAACAAGAUUUCGAGAGCGAAUUGGUAGAGAACAAGUUAGACGUUAGCUGUCAAGAAUUAGUUGACACGUUGCAGCGUGAAUACGACGCGAAAACGCCUAUUAACGAUUACGUAGAAACUAUGCAACAAGAAAUAUCUGCCGAGCAAACUGUAGAAUCGGAGAAGCAGGAGAUUGUGCAAACAGACGAACACGCUUCAGAAGAACGUACCGAUGUAACCACAAUUACUACAGAUUUACCUACCGAAAAAUCUUCCGAGGAUGAUACUAGAAAAGACACGGUUGAAGAUGAAGCACCUUCGUUUACCGAAAAGACGCAGGUGGAUGAAGAUAAACGUGAAAAAGCUGCUUUGAAAUCCGAAAUUGAACUUACACUAGAGAAAACGGUGAAAUUGUUGAAAGACAGCGAUAAACCCGCAGGAGAAGCAGCACAAGAGGUAACAGAAACUGGUAAAACAAUCCGUGUGGAUGACGUGUUAAAGGAAUGGACGGAAGCUUAUUUAUCGAAAAUGAAACCUUUAAGUGAUGAUUACAAAAGACACAUGGAAAAAACUACAGAUAAGCACGAUAAGCCUGGAAGAUCCAUAACAGUUCCUUCCGACACUUGUGCCUUUAAAAUAAAAAAAGAUGACCCCCAUAGUGUUGAUUUAAGUGCGCGUUACGCUAUAACUGUUCUAGAUCAGGUAGUUAAAAAAGAAAUUGCCGAAGUGAAAGAAUCCCUUGAGGCAGCGAAGCAAGACCUGAUAGAGGAGUUAAAUGAAAAUAGUGAAACUGUGAUUCAAAUAAAAGAUUCCCCGUCAGAGUUCCAAUUUAAAUUACAACCCGAAUCCAUUCCGAACGAUUUACCAUUUUUAUACUCACCAUCGCUUCCUGAACAAACGCACGAACCUCAUACAGAAACAAUAAAGAGCGAUUCUCCGAUUGAUAAAUCAAUGCCGUACGAAGCAAAAGAUAGUACUGAAAGUAAAGCAGAUGUAGAAGAAUCAGCUUCUAGUAGUAUCGAAGAACCGAUAAGUCUGACAAAAGGAGAAACACCUGUGAUCAAAACUGAAAAGUCUGAUGUUGAGACUGCUCCAAUAACCGUCCACGAAGAUACGAAAGACGACGAAGAAGAACAUCCUAGUCCUGUGCCUGCUAGUAGGUCAGGUUCAGAUGUAGACAAUAAAGACGAAAGUUCUUCUUUGGCUUUACCGCGCACAGUACUACGAAGACGGCAGAAGCCCGGUAGAAGUUCUAAACAAGUCACUUCUGAAAGCGAUGGGGAUGUUGGUUCCAGUUCCGGCGAAAGUAGCAAUUAUCAGUCAUGCGAUAACGAGAUGGGAAGUGGUAGCCGACCUAGUUCUUCCGAUAUAGAAGCUUUACAAUCCUGCGGUAUACCUUCAGCUACAACUUCAGAAUAUGAAACAGCACUGAUGUCUAUGGAGCAUUCUUCCUCUUCGAAACCAACUUCGCUAGAAUAUCACACCGCUGCCACUACACUGAGCUCGCGUGAAUCCAUGAAGUCUUUAACUUCCUUUAGUUCAGGUCAUCUUGGCAGUAUCGAUAGUACCAGUGAAUUGUCAGAAACAUUGGUGCCUUCUGAAACGGACGAAGAGAAAGGUGAGCCAGAGGAGGAUCUCAAGGAUGUUGCCGACGAAGAAAAUACCGAACAGUCAGAUUCUUCGGGUAGCGAUAUACCAAUUGACGAACCAAUGAAUAAGAUCGACAGUCACAUACCUUGUCGUAUGAAACGAUCGUCUGAAAUGAUCUUCCCGCAAGUACUUGAUGCUGCUGCACUCGACGAUGAAGCCACGCAGGAGCUACCAGCGAAAGAUACCAAAGGAGUAGAUUUUGCUACGUCAACUUCAUCGACCAGCCCCGGUACUCUACAAUCUGUAGACAUAAUGACAUCGCGAAUAUCCGAAGAUGGCGUGCAGAGUGUGUGCACUCAAGUGAUUUCAACUCAAGCCUUGGCAGAAGGUGAUGAUUCAUCCGUGGUAAAAGCAGAAGAUGAAAUUUUUGAUACGACAACCGUUGAUAAGGACGCGGAAGAAGCUACGUUGGACGCGCAAGUAACAGAUUCCGACAUUUUCGAGCAAAAAUAUUUCGGAGCCGGUGUUUCGAGUGAAAGCCCCGAAAUGUCUGUACAAACGUCGCUAACGUCGUUGAUGCAGCAACAGGCAAGUAUGUCGACGUCUUCAACAUCUGCCGUGUCCAUUGAUACGGUUAUAGAGAGAGGAAAAUCGGAUCGUCACUCGCCAGAUAGCGAUUCAUUCGAGAUGGUUGAUAAACCUGAUAUCAUCGAUGAUUUCGUAGUGAUAGAGGAAGUCGGUAAGGAAGCGGAAGAAUACGAUUCUGAAGGUAAAAGUAUACGUAUCAGUUCUAUACCGCAAGUAACUAGCAAAAAUUACGAUCGUGAUCUCGAAAAUUUGAUAACCGAGAACAAAGAGGACUCUCAAGUAUCGACGAGUCAACCGUCGAAGAAUAACGAAUUAUUCGACUUCGAAUCCGAAGAAAGUCCUCCGCAGAUUUCAAACGACGACCAGUACUCUCAGUCGUAUUCGGACGAGGAGCAAUACGAAGGUGAUAAGAAGUGGAUAGAAAUGCAGUGUCGCCCUGACACGCGUGUCUAUGACAUUGAAUACGAUCGAGGUCCUCUAGAAGAUAUAAAAGAAGAGGAGAUUACCGACUUCGAGGCUGGUAGCAGUAGAUUUGGAAGUUUAGGUAGUCACAAAGAAUCGAUAGGGAGCGUAGGUAGUAUGCGCGGUAGCUUUGGAAGUACUCCCGAUUACGAUGUUCUAACAGGUAAAAAGUAUUUCACUAGGCCAUCCGAUCAUGAUAAUGUAUCCUUGAGCUCGUUACAGGAGUUUGAAAACUUAGAGAGUGCUGUUGCCGCUGAGAAUUCGAAAAAAUUGCAAUGCGGUUCGCAUGAUUCCGUUAACAAUGGUAGUCUUCCGAAAAGGUAUGUGAUUAGCCGAUCCGGUCAUGGUGAUGAUGUCUCACUGUCUUCGUUGAAGGAUUUCGAAGGGCUGGAGAGGGCCUGUAGAGAUGCGCACUUAAUCGAGAUGCGUGCUAAAGAGGAGGAAGAUUUAUUAGAACACGAAAGUCCUGAGAAUAAGUAUAAAUUGGAAUCUCUACCGAGGACAAGGGUUGAUACGAGUACGGCGGGCUCGUUUAACGCUAGCAUGUCCGGAUCGGAUGAUUACGAGAAGAGAAUAAAGGAGAUCGAUGAAAUUAUACGUAUAGCUCAAUCGAAUUUGGAAAAGUCCGAACGGCAAGAUGACACGACGGACGACAUUUCGCAAAUCGAAAUUACGGAUGCUGAGAGAACAGGUACUCAGGUGGCUGCGCAAUUUAUCACGCGACCAGAGGAACCAGAAGCUGCACCUCCUCUCCAGAGGGAGACUAACGUUAUGGAAACAAGUACAGAUUCUCUUGAGCUGGAAGACAAUACAGAUAAGAAACAUCAUCCGUUAUGCCGAAGUUCCGAUUCAUUAGAGAUGAAAACCACCUUAGACUUUCCUUCGUUAAGUUCUGAUUCGUUGAAUAAUGUACGAGAUGCAAAAGAGACGCAGUCGGAUGUAGCUGAACACCCCAGCAAUGUCAGGCGUAUUUCUUCGGAUUCGUUAGAUAUGCCUUUACUUGAACAACAAGAUGCCGAGGGUCAUGAAAGACGAAGCAACGAAGACGAUCAUUCGGAUGGUGUUACGUCGGACAAUUCUUUAGAGCAAAGGUCAGAAACGACAGAAACUGACGCCAGAAGUGACAAAAUGAGGACAACACCGAACACCGGUACAUAGGAAUAUUUUCGUAGAUAGUGGACCAUAAAAGUGAAUUUGUUACAAUAUUGGUUUUUAAAGGCACAACGAUGUAUUAUCGAC
Messenger RNA from Habropoda laboriosa, 11866 nucleotides. RefSeq names its product ankyrin-2-like. The record is from RefSeq and is a predicted model, not a curated record. The coding region runs from base 50 to 11785 and encodes 3911 amino acids. The transcript is spliced from 33 exons. Gene Ontology annotation, molecular function: protein binding. NCBI's taxonomy places the organism in Eukaryota, Metazoa, Arthropoda, Insecta, Hymenoptera, Apidae.